ACUCGGCUCGGGGCGGCGAGGAGCCGCGGCGGGCUGCGCGCCCGGCGCCCGGCGCCCAUGGCCCUGAGCAAGGGGCUGCGGCUGCUGGCGCGGCUGGAGCCCGCGGGCGGGAGCAGCGUCCUGCUGGAGGCGCGCGGCCGCGGCGACGCGCUGCUCUUCGAGGCGGGCACGGUGGCCGCGCUGGCUCCGGAAGAGAAGGAAGUCAUCAGAGGGCAGUAUGGCAAGCUCACCGACGCGUACGGCUGCCUAGGGGAGCUCAGGUUGGACUCAGGUGGCACCGCCCUGAGCUUCCUGGUGAUGGUGACGGGCUGCACGUCCGUGGGCAGAAUCCCAGAUGCAGAAAUCUACAAGAUCACGGCCACCGAGUUCUACCCUCUGCAGGAAGAAGCCAGGGAGGAGGACCGCCUGCUCGCCUUGAGGAAAAUCCUCAGCUCGGGCGUGUUUUAUUUCUCCUGGCCCAACGACAGCUCCGGCUUUGACCUGACCGUCCGGGCGCAGAAGCAGGGCGAUGACAGCUCCGACUGGGGGACCUCCUUCUUCUGGAACCAGCUGCUGCACGUGCCCCUGAGGCAGCACCAGGUGAACGGCGGCGACUGGCUGCUGAAGGCCAUCUGCGGGGUGGUGGCCAUCCGCACGGUGUACGCCUCGCACAAGCAGGCCAAGGUCUGCCUCAUCUCCCGCAUCAGCUGCGAGCGCGCCGGUGCCCGCUUCUACACCCGCGGCGUGAACGACGAUGGCCACGUGUCCAACUUCGUGGAGACGGAGCAGACAAUCUACAUGGAUGAUGGCGUGUCAUCUUUUGUCCAGAUCAGAGGCUCCGUUCCGCUGUUUUGGGAACAGCCAGGGCUUCAGGUUGGCUCCCAUCAUCUGAGGCUCCAGAGAGGCCUGGAGGCCAACGCCCCUGCUUUCGACAGGCACAUGGUUCUUCUGAAGGAGCAGUACGGGAAGCAGGUGGUGGUGAACUUGCUGGGCAACCGAGGUGGAGAGGAGGUUCUCAACAGAGCAUUCAAGAAGUUGCUCUGGGCUUCUUGCCACGCCGGCGACACGCCUAUGAUCAAUUUUGACUUCCAUCAGUUUGCCAAAGGUGGGAAGCUAGAGAAAUUGGAGAACCUGCUGAGGCCUCAGUUAAAGCUACACUGGGAUGACUUUGACGUGUUCGCCAAGGGCGAGAAUGUAAGUCCACGUUUCCAGAAAGGCACUUUGCGGAUGAACUGUCUUGACUGCCUGAACCGAACCAACGCUGUUCAGAGCUUCAUCGCGCUCGAGGUCCUUCACCUGCAGCUCGAGAGCCUGGGGCUGAAUUCAAAACCCAUCGUUGACCGCUUUGUGGAGUCCUUCAAAGCCAUGUGGUCUCUGAACGGGCAUAGCCUGAGCAAGGUGUUCACGGGCAGCCGAGCCCUGGAAGGGAAGGCCAAGGUGGGGAAGCUGAAGGAUGGGGCCCGGUCCAUGUCUCGUACCAUCCAGUCCAACUUCUUUGACGGGGUGAAGCAGGAGGCCAUCAAGCUGCUCCUCGUGGGCGACGUCCACAAUGAGGAAUCAACAGACAAAGGAAGGAUGCUUCUGGACAACACGGCCCUUCUGGUGACUCCCAGGAUCCUGAAAGCCAUGACGGAGCGCCAGUCAGAAUUCACAAAUUUCAAGCGGGUUCGCAUCGCCGUGGGGACCUGGAACGUGAACGGAGGGAAGCAGUUCCGGAGCAACCUCCUGGGCACGGCGGAGCUCGCGGACUGGCUGUUGGACGCUCCCCAGCUCCUGGGCGCCGUGGACUCUCAGGGUGACAGCACCCCGGCUGAUGUAUUUGCUGUGGGGUUUGAAGAGAUGGUCGAGCUGAGCGCCGGGAAUAUCGUCAAUGCCAGUACCACCAACAGAAAGAUGUGGGGUGAGCAGCUUCAGAAAGCCAUCUCACGCUCUCAGAGGUACAUUCUCUUGACUUCGGCACAGCUGGUGGGCGUCUGUCUUUAUAUCUUUGUGCGUCCAUACCAUGUCCCGUUCAUCAGGGACGUGGCCAUUGACACGGUGAAGACCGGCAUGGGGGGCAAGGCCGGAAACAAGGGUGCCGUGGGCAUCCGCUUCCAGUUCCACAGCACCAGCUUCUGCUUCAUCUGCAGCCACCUGACGGCUGGGCAGUCGCAGGUGAAGGAGAGGAAUGAGGACUACCGGGAGAUCACGCACAAGCUCUCCUUCCCCGCGGGGAGAAACAUUUUUUCUCACGAUUACGUGUUUUGGUGUGGCGAUUUCAACUACCGCAUAGAUCUUACUUACGAAGAAGUCUUCUAUUUUGUUAAACGCCAAGACUGGAAGAAACUUCUGGAAUUUGAUCAGUUGCAUCUACAGAAAUCAAGUGGAAAAAUUUUUAAAGACUUCCAUGAAGGAGCCAUUAAUUUUGCUCCCACCUACAAGUAUGACGUGGGCUCUGCCGCCUAUGACACAAGCGACAAGUGCCGCACCCCAGCCUGGACAGACCGGGUGCUGUGGUGGAGGAAGCAGCGCCCCUUGGAUAAAACGGCUGGAGAAUUCAACCUUGUAGACAACGAUCUAGACGGCAGCACCAAAGUCAGGCACACCUGGUCUCCGGGCACGCUCAGGUACUACGGCCGCUCGGAGCUGCAGGCGUCUGACCACAGACCCGUGCUGGCCAUCGUGGAGGUGGAAGUGCAGGAAGUCGACGUGGGUGCCCGGGAGAGGGUUUUCCAGGAAGUGUCCUCUUUCCAGGGUCCCCUGGAUGCCACUGUAGUUGUAAAUCUCCAGUCGCCAACCCUAGAAGAGAAGCACGAGUUUCCCGAGGACCUGCGUGCCGAGCUCAUGCAGACCCUGGGCAGUUACGGGACGAUCGUUCUGGUCAGAAUCAACCAGGGGCAGAUGCUGGUGACCUUCGCCGACAGUCACUCGGCGCUCAGCGUCCUGGACGUGGAUGGGAUGAAGGUGAAAGGCAGAGCCGUGAAGAUUCGGCCGAAAACCAAGGACUGGCUGAAAGGCUUGCGGGAGGAGCUCGCUCGGAAGCGGGACAGCAUGGCCUCCGUGUCCCCCACCGCCAACUCGUGCCUGCUGGAGGAGAGCUUCGACUUCACCAGUCUGGACUACGAGUUGGAAGGGGAUGUCCUGGAGGAUGACGAAGACUAUUUGGUGGAUGAGCUCCGGCAGGCCGUGGCCUCUGACAGCGAGCUGGGGGGCGACGAGCCCCUCGAUAACCAUGGCUCUGUGGCGCCUGUCAGCAAGUCGCCUGCCCUGAGGAAGAAGAAGUCACAUCCUACGUACAAAGACGACGCUGACGUGGCGGAGCUCACGCAGGAGCCCUCGGAAGCCGUGGGGGACCUCUGCCACCGUUCUACAAGCAGGUCUCUGUCGGUCCCCAGUAGGCCCCGGCCACCUCACCCACCGCAGAGACCCCCCCCUCCAACUGGCUUAAUGGUGAAGAAGUCAGCUUCCGACGCAUCCAUCUCCUCCGGCACCCAUGGGCAGUACUCCAUCCUGCAGACCGCCAAACUCCUGCCCGGAGCACCUCAGCAGCCACCCAAGGCCAGGACUGGAAUCAGCAAGCCCUACAACGUCAAGCAGAUCAAAACCAGCAACGCGCGCGAGGCCGAGGCCGCCAUCCGCUGCCUCCUGGGGGCCCGCGGAGGUACCACGGAAAUGUCUAAUUCAUCCCUCCCCGCCAUGGCCCCGCGGGACCCCGGAGCCUCCACACCGGACGUCCCCCCCGCCAGCACCAAGCCGGAGGCCUCCCAGGGCCUCCUGAUCCUGCCCCGCCGGCCCGCACCCAAGGCCCCCGUCCUCAAGAAGCCCGCCUUGAGGAGGACCGGGAAGCUCCUGUCACCCGAAGAGCAGUGCGAGCUGCCCGUCCAGUUCACAGUCGGCCCCCCAGACGCGAGCCUCGAACCCCCUCCUCCACCCGUAGCCCCGCGCGUCCCUCCCGUCCCCAAACCCAGAACAUUGCAGCCUGGGAAAGGCGUGGAGAGGAGGCCGAGCAGCGCAGCGCCCGAGCCGCCCGCCGCCGCGCCCAGGGCGCCCCCGCGGAGGAAGAAGUCGGCGCCCGCCGCCUUCCACCUGCAGGUCCUGCAGAGCCACGGCCAGCGGACGCGGGGGCCCCAGCCCGACGCCCGCCCCCUGCGCGCACACGGGGGCCCCCCUGCCCCGCCGGCCGCCGCCGGCCCCGGAGAGCCAAAGCCCGCCGCCGCUUCUCUUCUCGAUGGGUAUCAGGAUCCCUUCUGGAACCUUCUCCAUCACCCUCCACUAUUGAACAGUGAGUGGCUUUCCCAGAGCUCCGACCCUCUGCUCUCAGAAGCCAGCAGCCCCGGGACUCCGCACAGCAGCGGUGCCUCCGGGGCCGAGGGGGGUCUGGCGCUAGACCUGCAGGAGAACUUCCACCACUGGGUGACCGUGAGCAGCGAGGACGACAGGGCGACUCUGCGGGUGUUCGACCCCCUGGCAAAAACAUGACGCGGCACCCAGGAGGCGCACUGGCACCCCGAACCUCCAUCGCUGCGCACAGCAGACCCAGGCCUGAGACACGCCUGCCUGCCACGCGGAAAACCCCACGCGCGCAGCGUCGCUCGUUCCGUAACGCCGCCACUCAGCCACCAGAAGUGUCUCACGCGAGACGGGAGGGGGAGCCGCCUCGUUCAAGGCCCGGGGUGCGGGUGAGGCGAGGAAACCUGGGUGAGGCCCCGGAAGUGCCGUCCCGUGGAACUUUACGGUUGUUCUCGGGUGCACCUGCUGGGCUCUUUUGAUGCUGGUGUGUUGUGCGUACGGGUUUGGGGUGACACUUUGGCGGCUCCCCUCAAGCUGGGGGCACCGGGGGUGCUAAUUACGGUAGUUGAGACCUUUAGGAGCUGUCCGGCCCACCGUAGACCAGGCUUAAACCAUCCGCGCCUGGAAGCUACCGCUAGGCCGCCCCAAGAGCAGCGGGAGGCCCGGGAGCCCCGCGCUUGUUCCUGUAGGCACCGCCCGCCACGGAUCAAACAACCCGACGUGGACGGGCUCUGCUCUUGUAAUUACCCCUGACCGCUACGCUGAAGUAGCUCUCUGCACAGCAUUUAUACAGUUAGGCAUCCUAAGCAAUGACUUCAAGCGUGCAGGGAGAUCUAUGCACAGAUAGCGGGCAAACGCCAUGCGGCCUUCUGUAAGGGACUUGUGUCUCUGUGGACCCCCCCAACCCCCGUCCCCGCACUGAGGAAUGCCUGGACAUUCAUAUGCACCCCAUCCCGCGUGCAACCCCUACGAGCUGGGGUGCACCACGAGCUGACAUUGGUUUAAACUCACGAGAGCUGUCCCUGCAUCGCGAUCCUGAGCUGUGGUGGGAGUCUACCUCACGAUAACCCAGUUAGUGUCCGCCAUUUUGUGCCCGCCCAGAACUCCACAGGCUCUGUUACAUUUUUAUGCCCCAUAAAGGGGAGGGAAGAAGGGAGGGAGAGGGAGGAUCACUGACCGCCUGCCAAGUGUAGGCGUCUUUCGCAUCCAGGGCUGCAGCGCGCUGCCCUCCCUCGCCUGGGGAGAAUCCUGAAGGGACUGUGACUGGAUCCUGUCACCCGGCGAGCCCGGCAGGCCUCUGGAUUUCCCCGCAGAGGCGGCCGGCAGGGGCUCCAGACGGUCAGUUUGCUCUCCGUGAUGCUCGCCUACUUGAAGGGAUUAUGUUGUUGCAGAGGUACAAAUUGUAGCUAAGGUUUAAGGGGAGGAAACAAAACAAGGAAGAUGGCUUGGAGCAGUAAGAUGAGUGGCCAAGACGUCCAUCAGCUGCAACAACGAAGAACGGAGCGCAUCUAUGUAUUCAAACGCUCUUUGCUCCACCCACGUUCCCGCUGAAGAGGCGGCGACGGAGGCAGGUGAUGCUGGAGGAAGCCAGGUCCACGGAAGUCGCGUGUGACGCCGGCAGCGGCCUCUGUGUUUUACAAAGCAGAUAGCAGGCGGCAAGCAGCGUGGGGAUCUGACACCCAGAGUGGUGUUCACCCGACGAGGCGUCUCACAAGAAAAGUGACAGAUGCGGUGGCUCACACCGGUCAUCCCAGCUACGCAGGAGGCUGAGAUCUGAGGA
Messenger RNA from Perognathus longimembris pacificus (Pacific pocket mouse), 6028 nucleotides. It is a transcript of the gene Synj2, whose product is annotated as synaptojanin 2. Bases 58 to 4437 code for a protein of 1459 amino acids. Gene Ontology annotation, biological process: phosphatidylinositol dephosphorylation; brain development; synaptic vesicle endocytosis. The transcript is spliced from 27 exons. The record is from RefSeq and is a predicted model, not a curated record. Gene Ontology annotation, cellular component: presynapse; perinuclear region of cytoplasm. Lineage: Eukaryota; Metazoa; Chordata; Mammalia; Rodentia; Heteromyidae. Gene Ontology annotation, molecular function: RNA binding; phosphatidylinositol-4,5-bisphosphate 5-phosphatase activity.